AUGGAGCAGUUGCUGCAGUCUCCAUCACCAUCAUCAGUACAGAAAAUGAAAUCGAAGGAGCGAUCCAACUACGAUCGCAACAUUCACCAUUUACCCUGGUACGGUGGGCUGCUGCUGAUUGUCCUGAUAGCGUUCUGCGGUACAGUAAGUUAUCUGUCCUUCUUCUAUCUGCCACCGGCCCUAACCGUAGCCGAUCUUGCCCAUCAUCCGUUCGCGUUUAAUGGUGGCCGGGCCUGGGAUAGUCUUACGCGUCUGGAUGCUCUCGGCCCGAAACCGACCGGAUCUCGUGCUAACGAAGAGUUAGCCGUCCAGGUGCUGGAACAUGAAUUUGCCCUGCUGAACGCAUCCCACCAUCCGGCCCAGGAAGUGCUGUACGAAAAGCAGAUUGUGUCGGGCCACUAUGGGAUCAAUUUUUUCGGCAGCCAAAUGACGAGCGUUUAUCGGCGGGUGCAGAAUUUGAUCGUGAAGCUUGCUGGCCGCGAUGAUCAGCAUGCAUUGAUGCUGAAUUGUCAUUUUGAUUCCGUUGCCAGCAGUCCGGGUGCGAGCGAUGAUUGCGGUAGCUGUGCUGUGAUGUUGGAGAUUUUGCGCGUCUUAUCACGGACCCCGGAACGAAACCGCCAUUCGAUCGUGUUUCUGUUUAAUGGUGCUGAAGAAACGCCACUACAUGCUUCGCACGGGUUCAUUACCGGGCACCGGUGGGCUCGGCAGGUGCGUGCCUUUCUUAACCUUGAAUCGGCUGGAUCCGGUGGGAAGGAGCUGCUGUUUCAGAGUGAUCCACAGCAUCCGUGGCUAAUCGAAGCGUACGCACGUGCCGUUCGCCAUCCAUUCGGUCAGGCAAUCGGUGAAGAGAUCUUCCAGCUAGGGAUCAUACCGUCCGAUACGGAUUUUCGUAUCUUCCGCGAUUUUGGAUUCAUACCGGGAUUGGACUUGGCUCACAUCUUUAACGGAUACCGGUACCAUACGCGGUACGAUUCGGUGAAGUACCUCGAGCCAGCAGUUUUACAGCGCACGGGUGAUAACAUUCUUUCGUUGACGCGGCUUCUUGCCAACGGCGACCAGUUGGCCCGCAGUGUUGAUGAAUCGUUUUCCGACGCAAGAAUGGUGUUUUUCGAUUUCUUGGGCAUGUUUUUCGUCUCAUACUCGGCGAUCGAGGGUACGGUGCUGAACAUAGUGGUAUCUAUUGCUGGUCUGGUGGUUGGUUGUUGGAGUGUGCUUGUAUGCAUCGGUUGGGGUAACUGGCGUUCCAUGGCACUGGAAAUGUUGCAUGGAUUUGUGGCUACAUUGGUCGGCGCUGGAGCAGCAAUAGGUAUAAAUCUUGCCAUUGCUUUCGCGUUAGAUCGCGCUAUGGAUCGUUCGAUGUCGUGGUACUCAUCAAACUGGCUCGUGGUCGGCUUGUAUUGUGUGCCACCAACGGUGUUGCUGCUUAUUGUUCACCGUGAAUUUCAUAGAUUAUUCAAUAAAUCGAAGACUGUCCUGCCCCUAACACUGACGGUUCAAGCUCGCAUUACUGGUGUAUCGCUGUUUUGGUCGUUGAUCACCCUUGGAGCCUCUGCAUACGGUCUCCGAUCGGCGUACAUUAUCGCUGUGCUGCUUACACUGUCUCUCUUAAGCACCAUACUAAUCACCGUACUAAAGCUACAAUCCCUCGCAUCCGGCUACUGGCUCAUCGUUUACCUAAGCGUACACAGUGUUGCCCUGCUCUGGACAACACAGUUCUAUCACAUCUUCACCAACAUCUUCAUACCGAUCACGGGACGGUCGGGAGCGACCGAUAAUCCAGAUCUCAUCAUCGGUACUGUAGCGGCAGCAUGUACCAUUUUCGCCACCAGCUUCCUUGUGCCACUCAUCAACUUGCUACGUCAUCCGUAUCGUACCAUCAGUACGCUAUUCGUCCUAUUUCUGGUCGCUGUAACGCUUGCAACGGUGACGCCGGUCGGUUUCCCUUACACUGCACCAGGCGUCACACCCGCGGACACCCCAAAGGUGCAACGCAUACUUGUCCAUCAUACCGUUCGUCAAUUCUUCCAACCGAACAACACGCAGGACCUCCGUCGCGUGGACGCCGGUUAUCUUUUUCGGCUAUGGGAUCGUCACAACGAGCGUACAGUCCGGGAUGUGCUUGAAGCACAUUACGGGAAUGGUACCGGUAGGAACGCAUUAAAACCAACGCAUCUACCCGAAUGCACAACGGAAGUUUUCUGUGGGAUGCCAAGUUCAGCAGUGCGCUUUACUUCACUUUGGUCACCUCAACCCAAAAACCACCCAAACACACCGGACAUGGUGCAGCUAUCACUGAAUGGAUGGGAGCUUGUUCGACAUUCUUCCAACAGUUCCCGGAUAAAGCUAACGUUUAGCUUGAAUGGAAGUUUUCAAUCAUCGCUGUUGGUACGCCCGAGUCGCAACGUAACCUUACAGGGCUGGAAUCUCACGACGGACGUGCCGGCACAGCUUACAGCCGCAGGACAUAGCGCAUACUCGGUAGUGAUCACCCAUGGACUGGCGGGAGAGCCGAUUACAUUGAUGCUGGAGCUGGAAGCAGCUAAACCCCAGACUGAACCGGUUUCGCAUUUGGUAGAUAUAAGUGUUACGUCUAAUUUUUGGGAAUAUCACCAACACUUCAGUGACGAGUUUAGUCGCUUUGUGUCGUCGUUCCCUGGCUGGGCACAUGUUGUACCAGCAGUUACUGUGGUGAACGUUUAUAGUUUUUAA
Messenger RNA from Anopheles maculipalpis, 2709 nucleotides. RefSeq names its product endoplasmic reticulum metallopeptidase 1-like. The coding region runs from base 1 to 2709 and encodes 902 amino acids. Gene Ontology annotation, molecular function: metalloexopeptidase activity. Gene Ontology annotation, biological process: proteolysis. NCBI's taxonomy places the organism in Eukaryota, Metazoa, Arthropoda, Insecta, Diptera, Culicidae. The transcript has 2 exons. The record is from RefSeq and is a predicted model, not a curated record.